AUGGCUUCAAAAAUCAUUGUGAUAGGCAGCCCAAACUGUCAGCUGCAAACAGUUUUUACCAAGUUGGCGAAACUGCACGCAAAGCAGAAUUUCGCCUUUGCUAUCAUUGUUGGCAACUUGUUCGGUGAUUGUUCUACCGAGGCUGAGCUGAAUGAGAUUUCAGCCCUACUGCAGGGAAAUAUCCUUGUACCUGUGACGACUUACUUUACGAUGGGAAGCCGACCUCUUCCCACUCGCAUUGUAGAGAAAAUCGAAGCGGACGAUGAAGUCUGCCCGAACUUGUAUUUCCUUGGCAAACGAGGAGUGUUGAAGACCGCUGAAGGGAUUCGCAUUGCUGCCCUUGGAGGCCAACUUGAUCAAUCGGGUCCAUCAAAGUCAAGGCCUGAAUCUAAUGCCAGCGGCAAGUUCCAAACGACAUACACGGAGUCUGACGCUCGUGCUCUCUACGGCAUGGGCAAUGCAGAUAUCCUGAUCACAAAUCAAUGGCCCAAAGAAAUCCGUUUUGGCUCAAAAGUUCCUGUACCAGAGGACUAUGCUUCUCAGUCGUCCGAGACACAGAUUAUCUCGGAUCUUUGCGCAACGCUCAAGCCCAGAUAUCACUUUUCUACUUCCGACUCCUUCUUCUACGAACGAGAACCUUUCUUCCACAUGCCAUCGGAAGACAGUCCACAAACAAAACCCAUGACACGGUUCAUUUCUCUUGCAGCCUUUGACUCUCCAUCUAAACAAAAAGCUCUUUACGCCUUUUCCCUUGAUCACACCUCCGCGGCGCCCCUCACGAUCCCCGCCGGCGUGACGGCGUCCCCCCUCUCAGCACCUCAGGCCAAGCGCAAAAAUCUCCCCAGCCAGCAGGAAUCCUACUCCCGCUUCGCUAGCCACGACAGCUCAACGCCGUACUCCAAUAACCGCCGCGGAAAGCGACAGCAACGAGAGCCGCCGCCAGGCCCUGACAGAUGCUUCUUUUGUCUGUCCAACCCCAAUGUCGCCACACACCUCAUCACUUCCAUCGGCGACCAGAGCUACCUGACAAUCGCCAAGGGUCCUCUGCCGACGAAGGAGUUUUUCCCUUCGCUAGGCUUCCCAGGCCACAUUCUCAUCAUUCCCUUUGAACACUCACCCACCAUCAGCUCUAUCGCAGACGUGGCCACCCGCACCGCGACAUUAGCCGAAAUGAGCCGGUUCAACCAGAGACUCCGCCGAAUGGUCAGUGACCGCUCAUCCGAGCAACUCGGCGCUGUGACCUGGGAAGUCAGCCGUGGCGGAGGCAUCCACACGCACUGGCAGUUCCUCCCUGUAUCCACCAGCCUCCUGAACCAAAACCUCGUUGAACUUGCCUUCCAAGUCGAAGCCGAGAACCUAAGCUACCCCAAAUUCAAAAUCACCACCUCGACUCACUCCGCCGACAACAACGUCAACGCCAACGACGAAACAAGCGACGCCCCCGCCCAACAAGGCGACUACUUCCAAGUCUCGAUCUGGACGCCCGAGCAGAAAAAUCCCAAGCCUGCCACCGACGCAGCCGACUCGACGGACUCGAAACUCUCCUCCGAUCACGGCACAGAGAGAGUCAUGACGCUGAACCUCGAUCCCAGCUUCCAAUUCGAUCUUCAAUUCGGUCGCCGCGUCAUGGCCAAGUUACUGCAGCUUGACAAGCGCAUGAACUGGCGAGAUGCGCCGCAGUCCCAGGUCGAGGAGGAAGCCGACGCGAAUGCGUUUAAGGAAGCGUUCAAGGAGUAUGACUUUUCACUGGAGUGA
Penicillium diatomitis is the source of this 1755-nucleotide messenger RNA. Its product is annotated as CwfJ domain protein. Bases 1 to 1755 code for a protein of 584 amino acids. Gene Ontology annotation, biological process: mRNA splicing, via spliceosome. The record is from RefSeq and is a predicted model, not a curated record. NCBI's taxonomy places the organism in Eukaryota, Fungi, Ascomycota, Eurotiomycetes, Eurotiales, Aspergillaceae. The transcript is spliced from 2 exons. Gene Ontology annotation, molecular function: RNA lariat debranching enzyme activator activity. Gene Ontology annotation, cellular component: post-mRNA release spliceosomal complex.